CAGAAUGCUUGGACGCCGUGAGAGGAGGCAGUUGGCGUCAACAGUUAACAGGAUAGAAUAUGGCGGCGGCAACUGCACCAGCUACUGGAGCCCCCAAGUUCCUCCUCCGGUGCAGGCAGUCCUCCUCUUCCGGGCCUGCAAACAACUGCAUGGCCUCUUCAAAAGCUGCCAUCCACAUCCCAGAUUGCUUCUCUUCCACAAGGGCCAAAGGGUCUUCUCCCAUCCGAGCUCUUGACCCUCGCAGACGACAAGAAGAAGAAGCAGAAGAGAAUUCAAGCAUAGUUAACAACACCACCGGUUUCCACUCUCAGGAUUUGGAAUAUCUGGGGAAGGUGCUAGCUGGUUCCAUUGUGGGUGGAGCUGUAAUAAAGUAUGGCAGCAUAGUUUUUCCUGAGAUGACCAGACCCAACAUCAUACUGGCUCUUGUUAUGAUAUUCACUCCUGUCAUUCUAGCUACUUUACUUCUGAUCAAGCAAAGUCGUGCAAAUGGAUGAAGCUAUGUACGUGGUCCUUAAGAUUUCUUCUUCUUCUCUUUGUAAAUAAGAAAGAAAUGAUCCUUUUGAAAAAUUUACAAGAUUGAAGAGAAUGUAUAAGCAAACAGAGUUCUCUGAAAUAGUUGCCAAUGGUUGUAGAAUAACUGAGAUGUGCUAUGAGAUGAAGUAGGUGACUAGAGAAUGUAUUGUUUCUCAUUCGUCUGGCCUUCAUUAUUA
Rosa rugosa (rugosa rose) is the source of this 710-nucleotide messenger RNA. RefSeq lists its product as uncharacterized. Lineage: Eukaryota; Viridiplantae; Streptophyta; Magnoliopsida; Rosales; Rosaceae. The record is from RefSeq and is a predicted model, not a curated record. Gene Ontology annotation, cellular component: chloroplast. The transcript is spliced from 2 exons. Bases 60 to 494 code for a protein of 144 amino acids.